Messenger RNA from Salvelinus namaycush (lake trout), 2173 nucleotides. Its product is annotated as guanylate-binding protein 1-like. Bases 175 to 2055 code for a protein of 626 amino acids. The record is from RefSeq and is a predicted model, not a curated record. The transcript is spliced from 11 exons. NCBI's taxonomy places the organism in Eukaryota, Metazoa, Chordata, Actinopteri, Salmoniformes, Salmonidae. Gene Ontology annotation, molecular function: GTP binding; GTPase activity.
CAGCAGAGAAUUUUUCGGGGGGGAAACGUCGUGCUUUCCCGGAAGCUUAAUUGUUAACGUAAGAGCAACACUUUCAGUUUCAAUAUCACAACCGAUCUCUUUUGCCGUGCAAACGCGGACGACAGACUGAACAACAACCUCACUGUACGGUACAGUGUUGCCGAGGUCAGCAUCAUGUCAGGCCAGACAGUAUCCAUGAAAGAACCAGUAUGUCUGAUAGAGAACGACAGUGAUGGGAAGCUGCGUGUGGUCCGCAGCGCACUGGACAUCCUGGACAAGAUUGACCAGCAUGUGGUAGUGGUGUCGGUGGUCGGGCUGUACCGCACCGGCAAGUCCUACCUCAUGAACAAGCUGGCUGGGGAGAGGAAAGGUUUUGCCCUGGGAGCCACCAUCCAGUCCAAAACUAAGGGCAUCUGGAUGUGGUGUGUGCCUCACCCUGAAAAAAGAGACCACACCCUGGUGCUGCUGGAUACAGAGGGUCUGGGGGACGUGGAGAAGGGUGAUGAGAAGAAUGACAACUGGAUCUUUUCCCUGGCUGUCCUGCUCAGCAGUACUCUGGUGUACAACAGCCUGGGAACCAUCGACAACAACGCCCUGGAGAAACUACACUAUGUGACAGAACUGACAGAGCACAUCAAGGUGAAGUCCAACCAGCGAGACGGGGAGGAAUCUUCAGAGUACCUGCGUUACUUUCCUUCCUUUGUGUGGACAGUCAGAGAUUUCACCCUGACCCUGGAGGUUGAUGGGAGACCCAUCACAGCCAAUGAGUACCUGGAGAACGCUCUUAAACUGAGAACAGGUCAUAGUAAGAAAAAUCAGGCAUACAAUCUGCCUCGUAGCUGCCUGCGGAACUAUUUCUCUCCUCGCUGGUGCUUUGUGUUUGAGAGGCCAGCCAGCGGAGACAAAAUGAGACGUAUGGAGGAGCUGACCGACGCUGACCUGGAGCCUGCCUUUGUGGAGCAAGCCAAGGAGUUCUGUGACCACGUCUUCAAGGAGGCCAAGACCAAGACCCUGAAACAGGGCCUGAAAGUUACCGGCAGAUUGCUGGGAAACCUGGCAGAGACGUAUGUGUCUGCCAUCCGGAGCGGGCAGAUCCCCUGCCUGGACAAUGCUGUGUUGGCUCUGGCCCAAAUUGAGAACUCCAGUGCCAUCGAGAGGGCCAGGGCCCACUACCAAAAGGGCAUGGCUGACUGGGUAGCCUACCCCACAGAGACCCAAGAGGAGCUGUCUGAAGUGCAUGCUGUCAUGGAGAAGGAGGCUGUGGCCAUAUUCAUCAACAACUCCUUCAAAGACGAGGACCAGAAGUACCAGUUGGAGCUCAUGAAAGUGCUUCAAGAGGAGUAUGAGAAGAUCUGUGAGAGGAACUACAAGGAGUCCCAGAAGGCAUGCGAGUCCAAAAUCGAAUGCAUCUUUGCCCCCUUGGAGGAGAAAAUAAGGGAUGGCUCCUACAUGACCCCUAGAGGAUACAAAGAGUACUGCAACGACCUGAAACUGGCCACCAGCGAAUACAGAUCUGAGGGAGGCAGGGGAGUGAAGGCUGAAGAGGUACUGAAGGAGUACUUGGAAAGGAAGGCCAUCAUUGGUCAGACCAUCCUGUCAGCAGACCAGUCCCUCACUGAAGCUGAGCAGAGAGCAGAAGCGGAGCAAGCGAAAAGGGAGGCAUCUGAGCGGGAGAAUCGAGCCAUGGAGGAGCAGCUGGUUGUCCAGGAGAGGUUGAGAGCGGACCAGCAGAGGACGUAUGAGGAGAAUGUGAACCAGCUGAUGGAGAGGAUGGAGAGAGACAGUAGAAAUGCCGUGGCAGAGCACGAUAGAGUUCUGCAGGCCAGACUUAAGGAGCAGAAUGACCUUCUCCAACAAGGGUUUGAUGACAGAGCACACCAAAUGCAAAGAGAGAUAGAUGCGCUUAAGGGUGCGAAGGCACAAGAGGAAGAGAAAAAACCCUCAUUUAUGAGCACAGCUCUGGAUACUGUUGGGACUGCAGCUACCUUGUUCCUUCCAGGAAUACUUCCCAAAGUAGGAGGAAUGGCUGUGAAAUGGCUGUCUAAGUGGUUCUGAUGUAGGUUCCCGAGGAGGAUGAUGAGCUAUUAUUCUUAUAGACAUAUGGAUUGACUGAAUGUGUAUUUAUUGGUAGUUGAUUCAUGGAUUUAGAUUAAGCACUCAGUCAAGGUUUUAU